GGCGUUCCGAGAGUCCUGGCCAAUAUGAUGGAGGCUCUCCGCCUUCAUGGCCUUGACUUGCAGGGCGUCUACCGAGUCCCCGGUAGGCUAUCCAAGAUCCGAGAGAUUACGUCAUUGGCGAAUUCUAAUGCGGACCUCGCUUUUGAUCUGCUUACAUCAGAUCGCGGGACAUUCGAUGGCAGGGCGAUAUCGUCGGCCAUCAAACAGUAUCUGACAAUGUUGCCCACCAGCCUGUUGGAUGCUGAGGUCUUCGCUGCCGCCAUGACAGAGGAUGUCGGUAGGUCUCUGCGGGCACCGGCAAGUUUGGCAAGAACCCUAAGGCGAUUGCUAACGGCUCUCAUGUCUUCUAUUGACUGCCCCGGUGGAAAAACAGUUAGCGACCGAGAGAGGGAGUGGCGGUUGGCCACACUCGAUUUUGCCAUGUGCCAUUUCCGGGAGGUUGUGGGGCUUCAGGCCCUCAACUGCAUGAGCCCUUGUGCACUGGCGGUGUGCCUAUCGCCCUCUCUCUUUGGCACCGUUGACAAUGUCGAGGCCAACAGUCAGAAGAUUUUAUGUCUGUCCACUAGGUGCUGGAGCUCUUAA
Molecule: messenger RNA, 582 nt
Organism: Dibothriocephalus latus
Lineage: Eukaryota; Metazoa; Platyhelminthes; Cestoda; Diphyllobothriidea; Diphyllobothriidae
Source: the annotation of a GenBank genome assembly